GGUCCCUCGACUCAUUCUUCGUCUUCCUGUCAAGGACAUCAACCGUUCAACAUGAUGCUUCGACACACUUUGCGCCGUGGAAAUGCUGCAUUGACCUCCUCAAGUCGUGCUCUCUCCUCCAUCGCGACUUCGCGUGAAUUCGACUACGUCAUUGUCGGCGCUGGUUCUGCUGGUUGCGUGUUGGCCAACCGGUUAAGCGCCGAUCCAAACAACAAGGUGCUGGUAGUGGAGGCCGGACCCAGCGAUCGCAACCGAUGGGACUCAUUCCUCAUCGAGAUACCAGCCGCCAUCCCCAUCAACCUGGCUGACAAAAGGUACAACUGGCACUUUGCCACUGAACCGCAGCAGUUCCUCAACAACCGACGCAUCGGAUAUCACAGUGGCCGUGUCCUAGGCGGCUCAUCGUCGCUCAACGCCAUGAUGUACACUCGGGGACAUGCCAAGGACUACGACGAGUGGCAAUCGAAAGGUGCCGAAGGCUGGAGCUAUGCCGACUGUUUGCCGUAUUUCAAACGGUCACAGAACCACCAACUCGGUGGAGACGACUACCGAGGCGGCAAUGGACCUCUCCACGUCGUGAGGAACACUCAAAAGGAUCAGCCUCUGUUCCAAGCCUUCCUCGACGCCAGUGUACAAGCUGGAUACCCAUUCACGGACGAUCUGAAUGGGUACCAGCAAGAAGGUUUCGGAUGGCACGACUUGACUAUCCACGAAGGCAAACGAUGGAGCACUUCUGCUGCUUUCCUGCACCCAGUAAUGGACCGCGAGAACUUGACUGUCAUCACCGACACGUACGUUAACAAGGUGCUCUUUGAUGGCAAGAAAGCGGUCGGCAUUGAAGUUGAAGACAGCAAAACAAAAACUGUAUCGAAGAUCUCGACUGCGAAGGAGGUGAUCCUAUCGGGUGGUGCGAUCAACACUCCGCAGGUGUUGAUGCUCUCUGGUGUCGGAGAUGCAGACGACUUGAAGGAAGUUGGUGUGCCAUUAGUGCACCACUUGCCGGCAGUCGGGCAGAAUAUGGAGGACCAUAUCGGAGUCAACUUGCAAUUCGCUUGCAAACAGCCAAUUACACUGUACAACGCAUCCAAGCGAUACCCCCGCAAUGUCCUCAAGAUUGGGUACGAGUGGUGGACAUCCAAGACUGGUCCAGGCGCGUCGCCACACUGCGAAGUGGGCGGAUUCAUUCGAACCGCACCAGGCAAAGAGCAACCGGACCUGCAGGUUAUCUUCAGUCCUUGUGCAGUGGACCAUCGCUGCCAGUUGCGCGAGGACAUUGGCCACGCCAUGAGUGGCCACAUUUCGCUUAUGCGAGGCUCAAACAACGGCACGCUCAAGCUGCGCAGUGCCAAUCCUCGCGACUACCCGAGUAUUGAUCCGAAGUACAUGGCCGAUGAAGAAAGCAGACUUACGCUUCGAGAAGGCGUGAAAUUAACGCGUGAGAUCUUCUCUCAACACGCGUUCGAGGAGUUCUCCGGAGAGGGGAUCUCCCCUAAGAACAGUGUGCAGUCGGACGACGAGAUCGACGCGUGGCUUCGUAAGCGCGCUGGAGCAGAGUUCCACGUCUCGUGCACGGCUCGUAUGGGCGUGGACGACAACUCGGUGGUUGACCCGCAGACUCGCGUUCACGGACUGGAAGGUCUUCGCGUUGUGGACGCGUCCGUCAUGCCGAAUAUUGUGAGCGGCAACACGAACGCGGCUGUGAUCAUGAUCGCAGAGAAGGCCGCCGAUAUGAUUCUAGGCAAACCUGCGUUGCCGAAGGACAAUGCUUCAGUCUACCACGCCAAGAACUGGCAAACCAGCCAACGAUAAGAGAAC
This is a messenger RNA of Phytophthora nicotianae INRA-310, 1815 nucleotides long. RefSeq names its product choline dehydrogenase. The record is from RefSeq and is a predicted model, not a curated record. The transcript has 2 exons. Gene Ontology annotation, molecular function: oxidoreductase activity, acting on CH-OH group of donors; flavin adenine dinucleotide binding. The coding region runs from base 52 to 1809 and encodes 585 amino acids. NCBI's taxonomy places the organism in Eukaryota, Oomycota, Peronosporomycetes, Peronosporales, Peronosporaceae.